Messenger RNA from Condylura cristata (star-nosed mole), 4050 nucleotides. RefSeq names its product prenylcysteine oxidase 1 (gene PCYOX1). The record is from RefSeq and is a predicted model, not a curated record. Bases 46 to 1563 code for a protein of 505 amino acids. Gene Ontology annotation, molecular function: prenylcysteine oxidase activity. NCBI's taxonomy places the organism in Eukaryota, Metazoa, Chordata, Mammalia, Eulipotyphla, Talpidae. Gene Ontology annotation, biological process: prenylcysteine catabolic process; prenylated protein catabolic process. The transcript is spliced from 6 exons.
UCGGGCACUGGGGCGCUCCUGGCGGUCUGCUGAGCUGCGGGAGCCAUGGGGCGCGCAGCUGGGGAACUGGUCUUGUCGCUUCUGGGGCUGGGGCUGCUGCUUUGCAGCUGGGGGUGCCCCGGGAGCGCCGAGCGGCGGGCCCCACCAGAUAAGAUCGCCAUUAUUGGAGCUGGAAUUGGUGGUACCUCGGCAGCCUAUUAUCUGCGACAGAAAUUUGGAAAAGAUGUGACAAUUCACCUGUUUGAACGUGGAGAGGUGGGGGGCCGUCUGGCUACCAUGUCUGUGAUGGGGCAAGAAUAUGAAGCAGGAGGUGCUGUUAUCCAUCCUUUAAAUCUACACAUGAAGCGUUUUGUCAAAGAUCUGGGUCUUUCAACUCUUCAGAACUCUGGUGGCUUAAUGGGAGUGUACAAUGGAGAGACUCUGGUGUUUGAGGAAAGCCCCUGGUUUAUAAUUAACAUUAUUAAAUUAAUUUGGCAGUAUGGAUUUCAGUCCCUCCGUAUGCACAUGUGGGUAGAAGAUGUGUUAGACAAAUUUAUGAGGAUUUACCGCUACCAAUCUCAUGACUAUGCUUUCAGUAGCGUAGAAAAGUUACUACAUUCUCUAGGAGGGGAUGAGUUCCUUGGAAUGCUAAACCGGACACUUCUUGAAACCUUGCAGAAAGCAGGCUUCUCUGAGAAAUUCCUCAACGAAAUUGUUGCUCCUGUCAUGAGGGUCAAUUAUGGCCAAAGCAUGAACAUCAGUGGCUUUGUGGGGGCAGUAUCAAUGGCUGGUGCCGAUUCUGGCCUUUGGGCAGUAGAAGGUGGCAAUAAACUGGUUUGCUCAGGGCUCCUUCAGGCUUCCAAAAGCAACCUCAUAACUGGCUCAGUAAUGUAUAUUGAGGAGAAAACAAGGCCCAAACAUACAGGAAACCCCACAAAGAUGUAUGAAGUGGUCUACCAAACUGGAUCUGAAACCCGUUCAGACUUCUAUGACAUUGUCAUAGUGGCCACGCCACUGAAUCAAAAAAUGUCCAAUAUAACGUUUCUCAACUUUGAUCCUCCAAUUGAGGAAUUCCAUCAAUACUAUCAACAUAUAGUGACAACUUUCGUUAAGGGAGAGUUGAAUUCAUCUCUCUUUAACUCUAGAGCCUUAGAUAAGCUUGAUCUCACAACAAUCUUAACCACUGAUAAUUCAGAUUUGUUCAUUAAUAGUAUGGGAAUUGUGUCCUCAGUAAGAGAAAAUGAUAGUCCUCAACCAUCCACAGAUGGAACUUAUAUUUGGAAGAUCUUUUCCCAAGAAACUCUUACUAAGAAACAGAUAUUAAAGCUCUUCUUGUCCUAUGAUUAUGCUGUGAAGCAGCCGUGGCUUGCAUAUCCUCACUAUAAGCCUCCACAGAAAUGCCCGUCCAUCAUACUCCAUGAUCGUCUUUAUUACCUCAGUGGCAUAGAGUGUGCAGCAAGUGCCAUGGAGAUGAGUGCCAUUGCAGCUCACAAUGCCGCUCUUCUUGCCUAUCAUCGCUGGAAUGGGCAUACAGGCAUGAUUGAUCAAGAGGACUUAUAUGAGAAACUUAAAACUGAGCUAUGAAACACCACCCACCAUCUCUUUUGUGCUCUCCUGGCUCCUGAUGAAAAUUCACUGGCAAAAAACACGAUCUGAGCAAAGGUGAUUUUGAAUCAGAUAAUUUUGCCAUUAUCAUUGCUUAACAAAGUAAAACACAGUGUCAUGAGAAAAUACAAGGUUCUAAGUGUUACGGUGUUAAGUAUUGCAUUUAUACCAUCUUCAAAAUUUAACUCUUAAUAUCCAUCAAUGGUAUUUCCCAAGCCUGUCUGCUCAUAAGAAUCCUGUGGAAUGUUAAAACAUGGAAUAUCUAGCUUCCCUGGAGGGUCUGAUUCAGUAGGUCUGGAGGUGGAACCAAACCUUAGAGCAUUUUACACUGUACUUGAGGAAGAAUUUAAAGACCUACCUUAUAGUUGGGGGACUAGUUCAUUUGUGCUUCACAGUUGGCCGUGUUCUUCAGUCAUGAAACUACUAUGGGGACUGGUAUCUGACACCUGGCUUUAAUAAUUUAUAUCCUUUUUCAAAGUAAAUGUGCCUGAAGCUUUGACUUUCAGAAUGUUCUUUUGGCUACUUCUCAGUUUUAUUAGGGGUGAAAUUCAGAAGUCUUAAUGUAACCUUAAGAUGUUACAUUAAAAACCUCCAGUAAAACGAGAAGUAUAGGUUGUUGACUCAAGAGCUGGCAUUGUUAUCAUUUGAGGUUGUAAAAAUACUGGUAGACUUAGCACCCCCACCAGAUUCUGAUUUAAUGGAUUGAUGCUAGCACCUCAGUACUAGAGCUUUUAAAAAUUGCUAAUGUACAACCUGGGUUGAGAAUCACUGGUGAUGGGGGUUUAAGGUGUCUCCAAAGGGUUUUUAGUGCCUUAAGUCCCAAGAAACCCAACCCAUUAUCAAAGCAGAUCUGUUUUGUGAAAGAUUAUUUCUCCCAUGAGAACUCUAGUAAUGGAUCUUGGUAAAAAGCACAGGCAACUUAGAGCAGUUGACAGUGUAGUAUAUUCAGAAUGAUACCACGCUUGAUCCAGCAUUAUGUCCAAACUGUUAAGUGCUUCAAGUUUCUGCAUUUUGGUUGAGAAACUGGUUGCUGAGAUCUUGUUUUAAAAGUGGUCAUUCUCAACCUUGGCUCCAUGUUGCAAUCACCUGUAGGAUAGCACCUCAUGAAAUGAUUCUAAUGUGCAGCCAAACUUGAGGACUAGUUCUGCACCUUCUGUACAAAGGUCACAACUGCUUGAGUCAUGGUGGGACAGAAGAAGUAAGUAACUGCAACCAAAUUAUUGUUAAAUAGAAAGUCCUUUACCAGAUUACAGUAGUACAAUUUAGCAAAAACACUUAAAAUUUCUCUACCACAAUUGUGUGAAGAUUAUGCCAAUAGAACUGCUAAGAUAGUGGACAGGCAGGGAUUACAUUUAGUUUGUCAGUGGGUAAGUUUUUCCUAGCAAGUAUAUUUAGGGUGUUUUUUCCCCCCCUUUUGUGGUUUAAGUGAGGGAAAUAUGUAGGGAAUGUAAUACUGGGUUAAUACAUAUAUGCUAAAGAUUGGAAAGAACAAAGGGCUAAUGAAAGUUAAUUUAAUUUCUAUCUCUUGUAGACUUGUUUUGCAAUGGGAUAUAUUUUUACUAAAAGAACACCAAUUUUAAAAGCUGCUAGAUCACACCUACUGAUUCUUUUCUAACAGGACAUCUGAAAUUGCUUUCUCAAAGAGCAAAAAAGGUUAUCAUGUGGUAAGCAAAUUAGUUUUAAUAAACUACAGAAUCAAAGAAUUUUUUUAUUGGAAGAAAAUACUACCAAGAGUCUACUAUUCCAGAGAUCACCUUAGUUCAUCUUUUUUACAGGAACAGACUAGUAAAUAUGCUGGAUCUGAAAAGAAGUCAGUUCUGUUCCAGCAGUUCUGUUAUCUUGGAAUUACCUGUAGGGCUUGUUAAAUAAAUCAUUGCUGGGUCUUACUCCCAGAAUGUUUCAACAAAUUGAGAGUGAUACCACUGGCCUAGGAAACCACACUUAAAGAGAACCAUUCCACAAUUCUGAUGUAAGUGGUUUAGAAAAAAAUAAGUCUAUGAAAAACAGCUGUUGGAAGAACAGAAAUGUACCAGACCUCACAUUAUUAUUGUAACUAGCUAUUCAGUUUUUCUGUAAGCAUUUUCUAUAAAUAACACCAGACAUACAGUUCAUUGUGUUUUGUAAAGUACCUUAUGUACUCACUCGUGUGUACCCCAUUCUCUACAGUUGUGAUUCAAAGUUUGUAGGCUUUUUAUCAGAUCACAAAAAGAAGAGCCCUAAGUAUUUGCCUGGUAGUUUUCUUAAGAUUAGGUUUAUGAUACAACCAUCUGUAAUAUAUCCCAUCUGAGUUUGUAUACCUUAAUUUAUGAACUAGAUGAGUAUAUAAUGGGCAGCAUUAUCACUACCCUCUCUACUCCAUAAAGAACCACAAUACACUGGAAUGGCUCUCUCUGGAAUUCUAUUUCUACUCUUGUAUUAAAAAAAAUUUUCCGGCUUAUGUUCAAAAUAAACAACUACAUCACUAUA